AUGGCUAGUCUCGUGGCGCUGCUCUUGGCAUUUUGCCUGGGGACGAAGCACGCUCUCGCCGCCGGGCUAUGCGAUGCUUCCACUUUUGCUGGAGUGCUCCCGGAAAACGCGACAGUCAGAUCAGCAGAUCAUGUUGCUCGUGGUGGAACAUAUGGCGAUGGUCUUCUGGACUUGAAUUAUCCGAUCCAGCCAACUGGUCUUCCAGAACUUUGCGCAGUCACAAUCUUGGUCAACACCUCUUCGACAUCAUCCUUCAGGUUUGGUCUGUUUUUGCCUACCGUUUGGAAUAACAGAUAUCUUGUCGUUGGAAAUGGAGGUUUCGGUGGCGGUAUCAACUGGCUAGACAUGGGAAAUGGUGUAGGUUACGGGUUUGCUGUCGUGUCUACUGACACUGGGCAUAAUUCCAUUUCGACCGACAUUGGCUGGGCCCUAGACAAUCCAGAGAAGAAGGAAGACUGGGGCUGGAGGUCUAUCUAUGGGACCACCAAUCUGGGCAAGGCUCUCGUAGAGGCAUACUAUGACAAACAGAUCGCCUACUCUUACUAUCACGGAUGCUCAACAGGCGGUCGACAAGGACUUAAACAGGUGCAAAUCUCCCCCGACAGCUUUGACGGUGCCAUCAUUGGCUCUUCGGCAUGGUAUGUAAGCCAUCUCAACCCUUGGGUCACCAAGGUUGGGACGUACAACUUGCCCUUCAACGCGCCCAAUCACAUCAACGCAAGUCUGUUUCCGGUCAUGGCUGCCGAAGCUGUCAAGCAAUGCGACGCGCUGGAUGGUGUCGAAGAUGGUAUAAUCAGUGCUCCAUCUAAGUGCGCUCCAGACUACACAACAAUUUCAUGCGACAAGGCUGGAGCAAAUGUUUCUGCUUGCUUGACAGAAACGCAGAUCCAGACGGCCAAGAAUGUGUACGCCGACUACCGUUCGAGUUCGGGAGAAUUGCUCUACCAUGGUCUGCUCCCCGGAUGCGAGAAUCAGUGGUAUCUGGUUCUCAACCAGAACGAUACGAGCCCAUACGGAAUCAACUAUAUUCGGGACUUUCUGUACGAUGACCCGUCGUGGUACUGGACCGAGUACAAUGAUAGUGUUGUCUACGAUGGCGAGAGGUUGAAGCCCGGCCACGCAACGGCAGACGACUACGAUCUUUCCGAAUUCAAGGAGCUCGGCGGCAAAAUGGUCAUCUACCAUGGCCUGGCCGAUGGACUGAUUCCACCAGACGGAAGCAAGUAUUACUAUGAGCAGGUGGCAGAGACCAUGGCAGAUGGUGAUAUCUCAGGGAUCCAAGACUUCUUCCGCUACAUGGAGGUUCCUGGAAUGGGACAUUGCUGGUCCACAUCCGUCGGCGCUCCUUGGGCUUUUGGCGGCGGUUCGCAAGCUGCUGCGCUAGGUACCAAUGUUUGGUCUGUACCGGGAUUCAAAGAUGCCCAGCACGACGUCCUUUUGGCUCUGAUGCAAUGGGUUGAGAAUGGCACAGCGGUUGAUUCAGUCGUAGCAACCACGUGGCAAAACCCGACGAACGCAUCAACACCAGUGCUGCGGCAAAGGCCGCUUUGUGUGUACCCCAAGGUCGCAAAGUACGACGGGGAAGGGGAUGUCGAUGAAGCUACGAGCUGGAGCUGCGAGUAG
Pestalotiopsis fici W106-1 is the source of this 1623-nucleotide messenger RNA. RefSeq lists its product as uncharacterized. The transcript has 2 exons. Lineage: Eukaryota; Fungi; Ascomycota; Sordariomycetes; Amphisphaeriales; Sporocadaceae. The record is from RefSeq and is a predicted model, not a curated record. The coding region runs from base 1 to 1623 and encodes 540 amino acids.